Penicillium pulvis is the source of this 528-nucleotide messenger RNA. RefSeq lists its product as uncharacterized. The coding region runs from base 1 to 528 and encodes 175 amino acids. The record is from RefSeq and is a predicted model, not a curated record. NCBI's taxonomy places the organism in Eukaryota, Fungi, Ascomycota, Eurotiomycetes, Eurotiales, Aspergillaceae. The transcript has a single exon.
AUGGUGCCCAGUGUGAUAAUAGCGACCAUCGUGCGCCUUGUAUUCCUGCGCAGUGCCCCUAAUUCCACUGAUAUGACAUAUUCUGCCUUCGAAACCAGGAUCACCACGCAAUGUGUGCUGUGUGUCAGCCUUAUUACCGCAUGUAUUCCAUGCUUGAAGCCAUUCCUGGACGCAUUUGACAGCGGAAUGCUCGGCGUCGGCCUGCGCAAACGCAAGGGCGGGACUCAGAGUGACUCUUAUGGCAACUCAUAUGCGUUGGCGAGUAUGAGCCGUGGGGCAAAGGAGGCCACAACGCACUCUCGAUACAUAGAAGAUGAGAUCGAGGAACUUGGAACAUCCGCUGCUGCCUUUGCAGUUACCUCUCCUGCAAAGCCACAACAACUAGGAGAGACAAGCCACUCGACAGGAAUUCAAAGAACGGAUCAGUGGAGCGUGAGGUGCGAGUAUGUCGAUUCGAAGCCUGGGUCGUUUGGGGAGGGACUGGAAGAGUCGGAGACAUACGGUAGCCGAGUUGAGCAUUCACUGUGA